Molecule: messenger RNA, 5113 nt
Organism: Chanos chanos (milkfish)
Lineage: Eukaryota; Metazoa; Chordata; Actinopteri; Gonorynchiformes; Chanidae
Gene: dennd3a
Product: DENN/MADD domain containing 3a
Exons: 24
Coding region: 285-4079 (1264 amino acids)
Biological process (GO): regulation of Rab protein signal transduction
Cellular component (GO): cytoplasmic vesicle
Molecular function (GO): protein binding
Source: RefSeq, a predicted model, not a curated record
CGCUCUCCCUUAGAGCUCUGACACUGAAUUAGGUUUUGUAAAUUUCUCUAUCAACUCGAAAACUGCGGUCCGGGUCACUUUAAUGAAAAAAAAUCAACGGUUCCACCCAGGUGAGUAAGAGAUGCGUGUUCCAACUCUCCCUGCGGCGCACAGCCAUGCUGAGACCGUUUGAUCGUCACGGAAGACGGUUUUGUUUUUUGUUUUUUUUUUUUAACGAGGCGUUCUCAAUAAACAAAUGACACUUCGAAUGUGCCAUUGAUCGGAUCUGGAUUAAUUUGCUUCCGAUGGCUAACCAUAUACCGUCUGGACUUUUGGAGGCCUCUGUGGUGGUGGGUGCAUCCAGUGAGAGGCUCAGAGAAGUUUUCCAGGAACAGCUACAGGGGAAGUUGAGAGAGCUCCCCCUUUUGGAAGCGGAGGUACUGCAGGUGCACGCACCGCCUUUUGUGAGUAAGGAGACUGUCAGUAACGGGCAAAGUCACACUCCAGCCUUCACUAGGGCUCAGAAGCGACGAUCCUUCAAGAAGAAGAGGGAGAGGCCCGUGGUGUCAGCUAACGAUGUAGCCAAGAGCAAUGAGACGGCGGUGCCCAUCACAGAGGACCUUAGUGUCCCCAAGGACAUUGAUGUCAUCGCUCUGCCACAGCUGUGUUUCCCAGAGGGAUUGAGGAUAGCCAGCGAGAGUAAAGAGGACUCGUACCAUUUCCUUGUGUUUACGGACGUGUUCGGGAACCAGAGCCAUGGAGUGGUGGUGCAGUUCUACAGACCAAUACAUGAUGGAGGUAUGGUCCACAAUGGUCACUGGUCAGCCAAAAACCCUCGCCUUUACUCUGCCUAUGUGGUGUGUGUCAUCUCUAAGUACCCAUACUACAGUGCCCUGAGAGACUGUCUGUCAUGUGUGCUGAGUCAGCUGAAAACCUGCCGUUUCGCUGAACUUGAAGAAAGGGUAAAGGAGUUCUCUGCCAAGCUGGCACUGGUUCCAGUGCCUCCGCCUGGACAGCUCCAUGUGGUAUUCACCUUUAAACCACUGCAGAUAGUGUUGCCCUCCAGAGAGGACAAGGAUCGCCCGGCUGUGGAUCACGAUCUCCACCUGCCCUUCCUGUGCUUUCAGCCUGAACAAGUCCUACAGAUCAUCACGGCCAUCCUGACGGAGCAACGGGUGGUGUUUUUCUCCUCCGACUGGGCCAAGCUCACCCUCAUGGCGGAGUGUUUCAUGCUGUUCAUUUACCCCCUCCACUGGCAGCACCCCUACGUGCCCCUCCUGUCCGGGGGGAUGCUGGACUUCAUCAUGGCCCCCACGGCCUACCUCAUGGGCUGUCACGUAAACCACCUCGAAGAGGUUGCAGCGGAAACAGACGAUCUGGUACUGAUAGAUGUGGACAGCGGGACAGUCUCGUCCUCGGAUUUGGACCUGCCCGAGAUCCCGCAGGCGGCGAGAAACUGUUUUCUUAGCCGGACUGCUGGGCUACAGUUUCACUAUGACCUGGAGCUGUGUCAUCUGGGAAGCAGCAUAGACAUGAACGACCUCCGUGCACAGAGAAGACAGUGGCAGCUCAGACUGAACACAGAGAUACUGCAGGUCUCUCUGGAACUAAUAGUCAACAUCUUCAGGGAAGUUCAAGAUCACCUGAACUAUGAACACAGAGUUUUUAACCACGAAGAGUUCCUUAGGUCCAGAGAGCCGACAGACCACACAUUUUAUCAAAAGGUUUUAGACACACACAUAUUCCAUUCCUUCCUGCGAGACCGUUUGAACAGAAAGAUGGAUGCCUUCCAUCACAUGGAACGGAAAACACGUUCAGAAGCCCAAAAGUGGAGGACUGAUGUUCUGCGUAGACCCCCUAUGCAGGAGAUGGCGCGGAAAUACAACGGCCCAGAGAACCGGCUGAGUAAGAGACUGGGCAUGAGCCUACCCAAUCUGCUUGACGAGAAGGCUUUCACUCUCCAAGUCCGACGUACAUCGCUCAAAACAAUGUCCCUGGAGCGUAACGGUUUUAAAAUCCCACAAAAACCAGUCAAAACCUUCAAACUCCCAGAGUUCCCUCCACCCUUGUCCUACCACUAUGUCCAGAACUAUUACGCUGAGCUGAUCAACCUUCUGGGAAGGGCUGUUGCUUUGGCAACACCAGAGGACUCUGCUCUGCUGGCCCGCUAUUACUACCUGCGUGGCCUGGUAAAUUCGGUGACAGGGAAACGUCUGGAUGCGAUUGGGGACUUCCAGAACCUGUACAAGACGGAUACCGACAUCUUCCCGGCGGAGCUGGUCAACUCUCUGGUGGACACCUUGUCACCGGAUGAACGGGCACAAGCUGACCGGCGCUCUGAGCUGAAACGCCUCAUCAGCAAGGUGAAGAAGGACCACGAAGCGCAGCCCAACGACAGAGGGGGGUCUGUGAAGAAAUUCGAGUUGCCGCGGACACAUAUGCAGCUGGAGGACUUUGUGCGCCGCGUACAGGAGUCAGGAAUUGUGAAGGACCAAGGCACCAUUGGGAGGUUGUUUGAGGCUCUCACUGUGGGUCAGCAAAAACAGGUGGACCCUGACACGUUCCGCUUCUUCUACACCUUCUGGAAGGAGACGGAGGCGGAGGCUCAGGACGUGGACCUGCCGACUGCCGUGCUGGAGAACCUGGAGGCAAACGAGUGCGUUUACAAGAUCUCCUCGUCUGUGAAGACCAGCCAUGGCGUUGGCAAGAUCGCCAUGACCCAAAGACGGCUUUUCCUGCUCACGGAAGGUCGGCCGGGUUACGUGGAGGUCACCAAGUUCAGAGACAUUGAGGAGGUGAGGAUCUCCUCUUCGCCGUUCCUCCUGACGCGAGUCAACUCCCUGAAGAUCAAGCGCUCUCUGAGGAAGGAGUGGUUUGAGGCCAAUCUGAAAUCGGAGUGUGACCUCUGGUGUCUGAUGAUCAAGGAGAUGUGGGCUGGAAGAAAAAUGGCUGACGACCACAAGGAUCCCCAGUAUAUGCAGCAAGCCUUGACCAAUGCUCUUUUAAUGGACGCGGUCGUGGGCUGUCUUCAGUCUCAGAAGGCCAUCUACGCCGCCUCCAAACUGGCCUACUUUGACAGGAUGAAAUCAGAAGUGCCUAUGAUGGUUCCUAAGACGACGUCUGAGACACUGAAACACAAGAUUAACCCUUCAGUGGAUUUGACCUCCCCCCAGGCUGUGGAUGUGCUGCUGUACACUCCGGGUCAGUUAGGUGUGGUGGACACAGAGGGCGGGGGGAACCCGAAGCUUUGGUGUGCCCUGAGUGACGGGAAAGUGGUUGUGUUCGACGCAGCCAGCUGGUCCACGUUACAGAACGGCCUGCAAGUGGGCACAGCUCGCCUGAACUGCAUGCUGGGAGUGAAUCAACAUCAGCUGUGGAUUGGCUCUCAGGAUUCCGUCAUUUACAUAAUCAACCCACGCAGCGUCUCCUGCAAUAAACAGCUUACGGAGCACCGCAGUGAGGUCACCGGCCUUGCCCUGGAGGAGCGGUCUGACAAAUACAGUCCUUUGGUGGCGUACUCAUGCAGCGUAGAGGGCACGGUUACCAUGUGGGACGUGCCCACACUUCAGGUCAAACGUCAGUUCCGUCUGUCGUGUGACAGACUGCAGUCCAUCCAGGUUCACAGUGGAUCGCUCUGGUGCUGUGCACGAGACUCUCUGAUGGAGGUGAGCAGGACUGGAACGAUGCUCAGGAGGAUGGCACUUCCUGAGCACCUGCGUGAUACGCUCACAUCAUACAGCAGCUUCCUGCUUAUACCUGAGAAAGAGCAGCUUUGGACGGCCUGCGCAGACGUAGGCGAGCUAUGUUUGUGGCACGUCCAUUCCCGGAACAGGCCUUUCCACAAGAUUCCGCUGCCUGACUGCGCAGGCGUCGCAUGCAUGAUCCGAGUCAAGAAUCAGAUCUGGGUAGGCAGCCACAGUCAGACCUUGGGGAAAUGCCGGGGAAAGAUUUAUGUGGUGAACACAGAGCAGCCCUGUGUGGAGAAGGAGCUGGUCGCUCACACAGACCGCAUUCAGGCGCUCUGCUCAGCCGAAGACCGCUACGUGCUCAGCGGCGCGGCGCGGGAAGACGGCAAAGUCGCUAUCUGGAAAGUGGACUAGAUGCACCGACGUUUUAUAGGGCUGGCGUACAGUGUUACGAAGUGGUUAUGACCGGUGAGACGGGCGCUCAUGUCACCUUAGCUCGAUUCGCAGUAAUUUUGUGGUGUCUGCCUUUAUAACCACUCAAUACCAGUGUCUCAUUGGCCUUAUUACAACGCACACACAAGAGAGAAAAAAGGAGAGAUACUGGCAGACGUCUGGAAAAAAAGACUUGAGAAACUGAGAGGACAACGUGAAGACUGGCGAACCAUAUGAUCGUUCUCUGGACCGCAUCUCUUUACCGCCCUGUACAGUUAACUCUCCUUCUCUCAGUUCACAAGCACAUGCAACCUCCAGAAAACACUGCCCUGCAGAACUGUAGCUGAACUUGUAUUUGCUUCUGUUUGAUGGACUCCAGUUUAACAUGAAUCUAUUUAAACAGAAUUUUACCCAGUGGUAAUGUUUGAAGGAUCACAAAUCAUGUAUGACUCUGUCUCCCAAAGGGAUGUCAAGAGGACCUAAUGGCGUUAAACGUUGGCAUUUAUUUAUAAAAUGUCAGGUCAUUUUUUUUCUAUAUUUUUAAAAUACUCUAGUGUAAACUCAUGCAGUAACAGUUUGGAUUUGGAUUACUUUUUUUAACAGAGAAGACUUUCACGUUCUGAUGUCACGUUUUGAAAUUUUAAUUUACGUUUGCAUUUUCUCUGCGGACGCUCUGGGAUUUACAAAAUAUUUUGAAGGAAAUUCUAAAAAGCCAACAAAAUAGUUCAGUUUCGCUGUCGCCAAUAACCUUCAUUUAAAUCUCAUGAAGAAACUAUAAGUGGUAGCGCGUGAUUCUGGAACAGUUCUUCCCUUGAAAAGCAGCGCUUUCUAAACUGUUGGUCUUCAUUGCUAGUUUUUUGUUUGUUUUAAAUUGUGAUUUGUUUUGUGUCUUUGUCCGCUGUCAUAAAAACAUCUAACUCUGAAAUAAACAUAAAUUACCAUAUACAGACACAGACACACAUAUGCGUACACAAAGUGAACAUGGUGGUUUUGGAAAAUGAGGUCCCAUUUUAUGA